UCUCCACAAGAUGGAGGCCAUUCACGCUGCGUUCUCUGGUGCCUUCUCUUCCUCCUCCUCCUCCUCCUCUCCACUGAACCUCUCCCUUGUUGUGUUGGGACGAUCUCAUCGUCUGGUGGAGUUCAUGAAAGUCGGCACUCAAAUCACAGUCUCUCACGAACUACUCCACACCAUCACCACUCUCCUUACAUCUCCCAUCCCUACCGGAUUGAGGGUGCUAGUGGUGGGGACGUGACGGUGGAAGAGGGCGUGGCUCUGGAAGACCCUCAGUUCCUGGGUCUUCCAUCUCUUCCUCAUCACCACCUCGUCCCUCUAUUGGACUGCGACGCCACACUCUCCUUCCUCAAUGCCAGCAACAUUCACAAAUUGGGAGUGGCCAGUUCUCCCUGCCGUCCAACGCCUCUUGUGUCAGUUCGACAGCUCCAGCACGGCCAUCCAGUGCCUGCGACCAUGGCAGCUUGCUCUGUCCGAUCACAGAGACCUUCUGCUUGUCGUCAGACAAGACCAUCUCCUGGACUGCGCAUCAUGGCCCCGUUACCAGUCAAUGGCAGCGCUGACACGGAGCUGUGACCGUGGCGUCUGAAGGACUAGUCAAGCUAAUUUAUUGCAAACUGCAGCA
Geodia barretti is the source of this 619-nucleotide messenger RNA. The record is from the annotation of a GenBank genome assembly. Lineage: Eukaryota; Metazoa; Porifera; Demospongiae; Tetractinellida; Geodiidae.